Messenger RNA from Lotus japonicus, 1493 nucleotides. RefSeq lists its product as uncharacterized. Gene Ontology annotation, molecular function: transcription coactivator activity. Gene Ontology annotation, cellular component: nucleus. Gene Ontology annotation, biological process: positive regulation of DNA-templated transcription. The transcript has 8 exons. The coding region runs from base 117 to 1181 and encodes 354 amino acids. NCBI's taxonomy places the organism in Eukaryota, Viridiplantae, Streptophyta, Magnoliopsida, Fabales, Fabaceae. The record is from RefSeq and is a predicted model, not a curated record.
UUCUUUGGUUUCCACUCUAGCUCAAAGCAAUGAGAAUUGGGAAAGAAUGACAUAAACAAGGAAUCGUGGUUUUUCCAGAAAACACAGAACAACCUUAGUCCCUGUGCUCAAAACCGAUGAGGGCAAACAAUUCAAGGUCCGGUAACUACCGGAAUCCAUGUCUAACCAUGCAUCAACCUUGGGCUUCUCUUCUCGUCCACGGAAUCAAACGCAUCGAAGGAAGAUCAUGGCCUGCUCCAAUCACAGGUCGUCUUUGGAUUCAUGCUGCUGGUAAAGUCCCUGAUGAGUCUACUAUUCAAGCUAUGGAGUAUUUCUACAAGGAGAUUUAUGCUCUCAAUGGGAUCACUGAUAUCAAUUUUCCUCAACAUUAUCCAGUUUCUAGGCUAUUGGGUUGUGUUGAAGUGGUUGGUUGUUUAAAACGCGAGGAGCUAGCUUCAUGGGAGAUGGUUCCUGAAGGGGUGAGGCUGGAAGCACAAACUGAUUUUUGCUGGCUAUGUGAACAGCCACAGAAAUUGUUGAUUCCAUUUGAGAUGCGAGGAUACCAGGGUGUUUAUAACUUGGAAAGGAAGAUCUAUGAAGCUGCUGUUAGAGGUCUAUCUCCAGUUGAUAGUCCGUUGCCGGUGAAAUUUCCACUUCCAGAUCCACGUGAUCCAUUUUCGCUGAGGCCGGGUCGUAUCGCUGCCCUUACUCCUAAUUUAAAAGCAACUGAAGUGGACAAAUCAUCAAGUGUAAGUCUGGCCAUAGCUGGGGCACGAGCGGCGGCUACUCAGUACUCAAAGAAGAAUUACAAUUCCCAAAGCACUGGUUGGAACAACACACAUGAUAAAAUGAGCGCUAAUCAUGCAGAGACAGAAGUUACUAGGCCUUAUAGUUUACGAUCCGGUGGCAAGUCUAUUGAAAAGGGGAGUAUAUCAUCUACUGAGUUAAAUAACAAAUUUGUUGAUGGUGCCUUGCAAUCACAUCAUGAAGAGGAAAGCAGUAGGAACAAGAGUGAGGGAAGUAGUUCGCACAAUCAGUCCCGCGGUGCUGAUUCGAUACAACAUCAUCAGUCACAUGAUAAGCUCCUUAAUGAGGGAAGCCGUCAGCACCAUCAACCUCCUGUUACUGAAGCAGAUAUGAGGCAGUAUCCUCAACCAUCAUCUAAGGUUUUUGCUGCUGCUUUGAAAAGCUUGAAGCAAUGAUCGCGGAAGGAGCCUGACCUCUCUGAAUCGGCGGGUGAAUUUGUAACAUAAAUGAUGCAUAGUGUAACUUUUGAGGCUGAAAUAAAGCUUGAAAGUGGAUGCUGCUGGAAUGAAUUUAUUUCGAUGCUAGAGUCUGUAAACUAUUAAAAUUUAGGUCUUUUUAGGUGUCUGAGUGAUUGAGCUCAAUUUCUUGUAUCAUGAAGUAGAAGACUGCAGUCUGUAGAUAAUGGUUUAAUGGUUAUUGAUUGCAUCCAAGCAUGUGAACUCGCAUUGCAUAAUGUUAGGAAUGAAUAUUUGGUUGCAUGAUUCCAA